Pyrus x bretschneideri (Chinese white pear) is the source of this 3320-nucleotide messenger RNA. RefSeq names its product E3 ubiquitin-protein ligase ZNF598. NCBI's taxonomy places the organism in Eukaryota, Viridiplantae, Streptophyta, Magnoliopsida, Rosales, Rosaceae. Gene Ontology annotation, molecular function: ubiquitin protein ligase activity; ribosome binding. The record is from RefSeq and is a predicted model, not a curated record. The coding region runs from base 302 to 2938 and encodes 878 amino acids. Gene Ontology annotation, biological process: protein ubiquitination; rescue of stalled cytosolic ribosome. The transcript is spliced from 7 exons.
AAUAAUUGGUUUGGAAUCCUCGCCAUUAGCUAGGAGAGGAUCCAAAUCCGUUUGGAUAAACAUCCGCCUUCGACAACAACUUUUGCAAAUUCUCUUCCUUUCUUUCAUCCCGAUACAAAUUCAUCCUCCGCCUACUCAAAUUUUCCUUCCCCUUUCAAUUUCAUAACAUUCCCAAAUUCUAAUUCCAAUCAAUUGUCCAAAAACCCUAGAUCCCCUAACCCCUCCUCCGCCUUCAACCAACCUCCGAAUUAGGGUUUCUUCUCCCCGACCCAGGGGCACGCCCAGAGCUUGAACGAUAGCCAUGGACGAUAGCUGUGCCGUGUGUGCCGAUCCUCUCGAAUGGGUCGCAUACGGUGCCUGUGGACAUCGCGAAGUCUGCUCCACCUGCGUCGUUCGUCUCCGCUUCAUCUGCAACGAUCGCCGAUGCUGCAUCUGCAAGACCGAGUCCGACGUCGUUUUUAUCACCAAGGCUUUAGGAGAUUAUACAAGGAUGGUUAAUGAUUUCUCAGUCUUGCCAAAUGAUGCAAGGGAGGGUCGUGUGGGAUCGUAUUGGUACCACGAGGACACUCAAGCAUUUUUUGAUGAUGUGGACCACUACAAGAUGAUCAAGGCAAUGUGCAAGCUUUCAUGCAGCGAAUGUGACAAGAUGGAUGAGCAAUCAAACGAUGGCCCCAAGCGUCGCGGGAGGAUUCGGAAUCUUGGUCAUCUGAAGAAUCAUUUAUACCACCAACAUAGGUUGUGGAUGUGCUCUUUAUGUUUGGAAGGGAGGAAGGUGUUUAUAUGUGAACAAAAGCUAUAUACGAGAGCACAAUUGAAUCGGCAUAUAAAUACAGGUGAUUCUGAAGUGGAUGGAAGUGAGAGUGAAAGAGGUGGCUUCAUGGGACAUCCUAUGUGUGAAUUUUGCAGAACCCCAUUUUAUGGGGAUAAUGAGCUGUACUCCCACAUGACUACUGAUCACUAUACUUGUCAUAUAUGCCAAAGGCAGAAUCCUGGGCAAUAUGAAUAUUAUAAGAAUUAUGAUGACCUGGAGAUGCACUUCCGCCAAGGUCAUUUCCUAUGUGAAGAUGAGUCGUGCCUCAGCAAAAAGUUUGUUGUCUUCCAAUCUGAGGCAGAAAUGAAGAGGCAUAAUACACUUGAACAUGGAGGUCGCAUGUCUCGUUCUAAGCGUAAUGCUGCUCUGCAGAUACCAACCAGCUUCAGAUAUCAACGGAGUAGUGAACAAGAUCAUCGACGUGGAAGAGGCGGAAGAGGUGGAAGAGGUCGGACAUUUCGUCCUGAUUCUUCUGAAAAUCAACUUUCUAUGGCUAUUCAAGCAAGUUUGGAGACUGCUCAUGCUGAUAGAACAUACGAUGACCCUUCAUCCUCCAGUGUGCAAGUUUCUCCAGAUAUUGGGGAUACAGGCGAUAUUGAUCCAAUCACUGAUUCAUUUGAAUCAUUAAGUACAGCAGACGCUGAAACAUCUUCAAGGUACCGUCAAGCUGUGGGGCCUAUUUCUAGGAAUGGGCGUUUGGAAGAAUCUUUCUUUCCUCCCCUCUCAACAGCACCUGGCAACAGUUCAAACCCCAAACAAGAUUCAGAUGGUUUGCCUAGCAACACCAUGGCAUCGCAUCUCCGCCGGCAAAACCAUAAGGUGGCUGUUAAUAGCUCUGGAAAGGCUUGGCCAGCAGCCACGCGUGGGCCUGUGGCUGUUAGUAGUUCUGAACAGGAUUGGCCAGCAGCAACGCGUGGGCCUGUAGUACAGCCUACUCAUUCAGCUCAGGCUUGGCCUGCAACAAAUGUUUCAUCUGUGUCAUCUCUUGUUUCUGGUCAGAACAAUAUGGGCUUUGGUAAUGGACCCAGACCAUCUAGUUAUGCCUCUCAGGCUCAAGCUGAGACUAGACAGAAUGCCUUUGGUAAUGGUGCGAGACCAUCGAGUUAUGCAAGUUCUGCAGCUCAUGUUGAGACUAGACAGGCAACAGUACCUGGAUUAUUAUCAUAUGGUUCUUCGAGGGAUUCAAGCAAGCCCAAGCCUGGUAGGAUCAGCCACUCUACGUCAGCUCCUAAUUUGGUUGAAAAUGGAUCUGUUCAUCCUUCCAAUUCUGAUUUUCCUCCAGUUUCUGCAGUAAAAGUGCGGAAGUUGCCCUCAACUACCCAGCCUUUAUUGAAAGUGGAGGAUGUUCAAACUGCCAACAAGUCCUUGGUGGAAAAGAUUCGAGCUGGUCUUGAAUUUGAUGAGGAAAAAUACACUAUUUUUAAAGAUAUAUCUGGACAGUAUCGUCAGGGUUUGGUUGACACGGGAAUUUAUCUAGAUUUUGUGCGGCAGUUUGGCUUGCUUCAUCUGGUCCUUGAUUUAGCUAGACUCUGCCCUGAUUCGCAGAAGCAGAAAGAGCUGAUUGAUGCCUACAAUACCGGUACCCGCAACGGAUGGUCUCAGGACAAUGCUAAAUUGAAAGAUGGUAAUAAUUCUAAGAAAGGUAAGGGGAAGAUAUCAGAGGCUGAAAACAGUAAUUCUAAGAACACGCUAGCAGAUAGCAUUAUUAGUUCUGUACGGGAACUUCAAUCAAACGACAGGCCUAUGGAAGAAGCUGUGGAGGUGUUGACAAAGGACGGGUACCGUGGUGCCAAAGGAAAAUCAAAGCAGUUUGCUAAUGAGCACCAGGAGGAGUUAAAUUCUCGCAGUCAACCUCUAGUACAACUGAGCGGCCAAAAGGAUUCCCUGCCAGCUGCUAGUGGAUCUAAUCCGAAUUUAGUGGAUGGCGGUGGAGGGAGUAAGCAGCGGAAGAAAACUUCCAAAUUUCAUAGAGUCCGCUUGGGUGAUGCUGCAGCACUUUUAGAUCUUGGAAAUUCUGAUUCUCAGCCAGAUGCCGGUGAUGAAGGAUUAAAUGGAAGCAGUAACUCGGCUGGAGGAUUGCCCGUCAAAGGUGUGUGGCGGAAAGGAACUCAGAAACUCUUUAGUUAGAAGAAGCACGAUGAUUUAGGUCAUCAAUUUUUUGUUGGUAAAAAGAGUUUGCUUUCUUCCCAAAUUUUGCGACCAUUUAGUUCUCAACUCUGCAACCGGGCUGGACCCUUCGGUUUAUGCAACUGGGCAGUGGGUUUUGUGUGUGUGGCUUUUCUGGAAGGAACCUGCCUCUCCAUGUUUAUCGACAUCGCGUAAGUGUUCGUAUAUACUCUUCGGAAUGGGAAUAGGUUUGUUCACAUUUCUUGUCUUUCAGAUUUCCAUGGUUCUGGUAUUAUACGCAAACGUCCCAAAACUAUAAACAGACUGAAAGUGGAAUCGUGGAACUUUAUGAAAUUGUUUUCAAAACCUAGAAAAUUAACAAUUUUAACUUUUUUCUGCUUGA